Bactrocera latifrons is the source of this 1664-nucleotide messenger RNA. It is a transcript of the gene Cyp6g2, whose product is annotated as probable cytochrome P450 6g2. Gene Ontology annotation, molecular function: oxidoreductase activity, acting on paired donors, with incorporation or reduction of molecular oxygen; heme binding; monooxygenase activity. Gene Ontology annotation, biological process: response to DDT; insecticide catabolic process. The record is from RefSeq and is a predicted model, not a curated record. NCBI's taxonomy places the organism in Eukaryota, Metazoa, Arthropoda, Insecta, Diptera, Tephritidae.
UGUWCACAUAUCCGUUCACUGCUUUACAAUGUCAUAAAAUGAGGCGCUCAGAGCAUUUGCAAAUACAUUCUUCGUUUUGUGCUGCUGACACCAAGACGCAAUGUGGUUCGAAAGUUUACUGCUCCUACUACUCCUUAUUGGAUUGGCAUACGUUUGGUUGCGCUAUCGGUAUGAUUAUUGGCAGCGCCAUCAGGUGCCACAUUUGACGCCCACUUACGGCGUGGGCAAUUUAGGUGGCCUCUUUUCAAUGCAACGCAGUCCAGCAGAGUUUGUGCAGAGUCUUUAUGAACAUCCAGAAGGUCGRAGCGAACCGUUCGUUGGCGUACAUGUCUUCACACAACCGGCCGUUCUAUUGCGUGAUCCGGAACUUGUGAAACGCAUUUUGGUGAAGGACUUUUCCAAGUUUUGCGAUAGAUUUUCCAAUUCCGAUUACAAAGGCGAUCCAUUGGGUUCUUUAAAUAUAUUUUUUCUGCGUAAUCCUGCCUGGAAGGAGGUACGCUUCAAGUUAUCACCAUUCUUUUCCAGUAGAAAACUGAAGCAUAUGUUUCCUUUGGUGGAGGAGGUCGGUCGCGAGCUCGACAAAUAUUUGCUCUCUCAAACCGUUGAGUGCAAYGAAACACAAWCUUUCGUGAUGGAAAUGAAAGAGCUGUGCGCUCUCUACACAACGGACGUGAUAGCGACUGUCGCUUACGGCGUUCAAGCGAACUGUUUCAAACAACCGAAUGGCGAAUUUCGUCGACAUGGUCGCGCUGUGUUCAAGUUCAGUGUGCGGCGUUCACUAGAAUUUACGAUUGUUUUYUUCAUGCCACACUUAGUACCGUAUCUAGGUUUYAAAGUAGUGCCACCUACCUCUACAGAGUUCCUGCGUACCACAAUCAACUAUGUGAUGGAACAACGUGAGUUGUCGGGCGAAAAACGUAACGAUCUAAUCGAUAUACUUAUUGAGUUUAAAAAUUCGACCAAAAAUAAAAAAUCUGCCAGUGGACUCAUCUAUGAGGGUGACAUUUUAGUGGCACAAGCGGCGCUUUUCUUCACAGCCGGCUUUGAGUCGUCCUCGGCUACAAUGUCCUUUGCACUGUAUGAGCUUGCGAAGCGUYCAGAUUUGCAGCAACGUGUACGUGACGAAAUUGCCGCGGGCCUAGAGCACACUGGCGGCAAAGUGACAUACGAAUUUAUCGAAUCAUUGGCGUAUAUGCAAAUGGUAAUCUGUGAGGUAUUGCGCCUCUAUCCACCGCUACCGUUUCUCGAUCGGCAAUGCACUGCGCCGUUGGYGGAAGAUGGUUACUCGUUGGAACCGUUUCACARAUAUCGUUUGCCACACGGCAUGCCAGUCUACAUACCGGUUUAUGGCCUGCAUAUGGAUCCGAAGUACUACCCAGAACCGUCGAAAUUCGAUCCAGAGCGUUUUGCACCACACAACAAGAAACAGUUGACACCUUACACUUAUAUGCCAUUUGGACUGGGUCCGCACGCUUGCAUUGGCGAACGCUUCGCUAUGCUACAAACCAAAAUCGGACUCACCUAUUUACUACUUAACCACAAAGUGACGACUUGUGCGCGCACCAAGAUUCCCAUGCAGCUGGAUCGCAAGGCGGUCGUGAUACAGGCCGAAGGCGGUAUUUAUCUGAAUGUUGUGCGUAGUCCGCUAUGCGAGCGUAUAUAGU